This is a messenger RNA of Acaulospora morrowiae, 951 nucleotides long. The record is from the annotation of a GenBank genome assembly. NCBI's taxonomy places the organism in Eukaryota, Fungi, Glomeromycota, Glomeromycetes, Diversisporales, Acaulosporaceae.
AUGGGAAAUUGUGGCUGUCGCUGCGUAAAACAACUUGAUGAUAACUAUCAGGAUGAAUUCAACGCUGCCAACGAGAUUCCUCUUACAAAUUUAAACUCGAUUCCAAACGAACCAUUUCAAACGAUUUACAAUGAAGACGAAAAUCUGAAAUAUACCCUUCAUCAAAAUGAGGAAAUAACAACGCAAGCACAAUCACAACACCAUGUACAUAGGUUUAUAUGGCAAAGUAAUUUCUCUUCGCCGGUAGAAGAGUUAUUGAGAAAGGGAAAUGCGAGAGUUCUGGACGUUGGAUGUGGAGAAGGUCCAUGGGUCUUGGAUCUGGCCUCGGAGUUUCAGUGGAGCCUUUUCACGGGCGUUGAUGUUUCUCCUGUGUUUGAUCACAAAAUUGGGCAGUUAAAUGCAACUUUCAUAAAAGCAGACGUUCUCAAUGGUCUGCCUUUUGAUCCUGAUACCUUCGAUUUUGUCCACGUUGGGUUCGUCCCCUUUUCUGAAAAACAAUGGCAGGAAAGAAUUGCGCGAGAACUGGUUCGCAUGUGUAAACCCGGAGGGUGGAUAGAGGUGAUGGACAACGACAAUGAGAUUUGUCAAUCGGGACUAAUAACGAAAAAACUAGAUGCUGCGUAUCGAGGAUAUCUCACAGUCAAAUCCGAAAAUAAUGAACCGUUAAUAAACCCGCGAUUUGAAGAAUAUUUGACCAGCACAGGUCAAAUAAUAAAUAUAAAAAGGGAAGAGAAAAGUUGUAAUUUAGGAAGUCGAGGAGGACAAUUAGGAAUUCAUUUAGUACAGGAGAUGAUUGCCAAGUGGGAGAGAGCGAAGGAGGUAAUGUCAGAACUCAUGGGCGUCACUAUAGAAGAGUUUAAUGCUCACAUCCGAACAUUUGAGAAGGAGGUUAACGACUCCAAAACUUACAUAAAAUACUUGAGAGUUUACGGCCAAAAAAGUAGUAAUUGA